AGCCAUCAGAGCGGACAGAGCACAGCAAUUGUCAAUGAACAACAGCCCAGAGGGGACAAGAGGACACUUGUGGCAAAUCAAAUAAAGCAAAGGAGCUGGACAGCUUGAAUCUCUGCUUAUCCAAUAAACCAGACACUCCUAGUCCUUUGGAGCUUAUCUGUCAGCGCUGGGCAUAUCAAGCUGCCUUGACCUUUUUAAACCAAGUGUCUCUCCCAUACAUCUAAAGCCACAAAAACUUCUCCCUGUGACUCAAAAGAACUUGUAAAGGGAGAAGACCUUAGAGACGAAAGAAAAUUGGGAACAAACCUAGUGGUACAUCAGAAAUGCACCAUGGACAAGGACAAAUUCUCACGCAAGACCCUGACUGCACCAGCCCCAUUUGCUGAUGAAUCCAGCUGCCAGUGCCAAGCACCUCAUGAAAAACUGACCAUUGCUCAGGCCCGCUUAGGAACACCAGUUGACAGGCCUGUUAGAGUGUAUGCAGACGGAAUAUUCGACCUCUUCCACUCAGGUCACGCAAGGGCACUUAUGCAAGCAAAAACACUAUUUCCCAAUAGCUACUUGUUGGUAGGAGUUUGCAGUGAUGACCUUACUCACAAAUUCAAAGGUUUUACUGUGAUGAAUGAGGCAGAGAGAUAUGAAGCUCUCAGACACUGUCGCUAUGUGGACGAAGUCAUCAGAGAUGCACCAUGGACUCUUACUCCAGAGUUUCUGGAAAAACACAAGAUUGACUUCGUGGCUCAUGACGACAUUCCAUACUCCUCUGCCGGUUCAGAUGAUGUUUAUAAGCAUAUCAAGGAAGCAGGCAUGUUUGUUCCAACACAAAGAACAGAAGGCAUCUCAACAUCAGACAUCAUCACCAGAAUUGUUCGUGACUAUGAUGUAUAUGCCCGGCGUAAUCUCCAGAGGGGGUACACAGCCAAGGAGCUGAAUGUCAGCUUUAUAAACGAGAAAAAAUACCGAUUCCAGAACCAGGUGGACAAAAUGAAAGAAAAGGUCAAGAAUGUGGAGGAAAAAUCAAAGGAAUUUGUUAACAGAGUAGAAGAAAAGAGUCAUGACCUAAUUCAAAAGUGGGAAGAAAAAUCAAGAGAAUUCAUCGGCAACUUCCUGGAACUGUUUGGGCCAGAUGGUGCAUGGAAGCAGAUGUUCCAGGAGAGGAGUAGCCGGAUGCUACAGGCCUUAUCUCCGAAGCAGAGUCCUGUGAGCAGCCCCACCCGGAGCCGGUCCCCUUCCCGCUCUCCAUCUCCUACCUUCUCCUGGCUCCCAAACAAGACCUCUCCCCCGUCCUCACCCAAAGCAGCCUCAGCCUCCAUCAGCAGCAUGAGUGAGGGGGAUGAGGAUGAGAAGUAAAGGUGCCUGGUCAACAAGAGCACACCACACAGGAUGGGAAGGGGUUCCGGGAUGCCUGGGUGGUAUUGAAAGCAGCAGCUCUGCCGGGAGAUGGGAGUUCUGCCAUGGGAGUUACUAGGGCCAGCUCCUUUUCCUUCUCCAUUCAGUCUGGCCUGGACUCAGCAUGGAGGUUUCUGACCUGAAAACCCACACAAACAUUCUUAGCAUCAUAGAAGCACCCCACUUUAGCCCUGCUAUGGAAAGGUGCAGAGCACUACUCCCUGAAGUGGGGUGACUUCUGCUUUGGUCCACACUGUAGCAAAUAAGCCACCCGCAGAAGUGGCUGCUGCCUCACCCUGCUAUCUUCAGCCCUCAAAGGAGCCUUGCACGUUGCCUCCUCUCACCCAUGCUCUCCCAGAAUGAAUUCCCUUCCAACUGAGGUGGCUAAGUGUUUCCAAAAUGGGCAAGUUAAAGACAAAUUCCAGCCUUCUCAGUUUGGCCACUAAAGCCUGAUGAAAUGCACCGACACCUUCCCAUUCCAGGACCCAGACUCAGAUGCAGCUUCGCUUUGGUCAGAUAGAAAAGUAUGACCCUUAACCUCUCAUUCAAAGGACAGUUGUGUCAAGGUGAAGUCCACUUAAGUCCUGACAUGCUUCUGGCUGUACUUUUUCAUCUCUGGCAUGAUGACACUGUUUUCCAGAAAUUACCUGGAUUGAUGGGACUCCCAACAAGGAAACCCGUCUUAUCUAAAAACAAAUAACCAAACCAACCGGGAGCUGCUUUGCUUUGGCUCCAUGUAUGGAAGAUGAAAAAAAUAUCUGUUGGAGCUUCUUAAAGGAACCGCUUUUUCCGUUUCUGACCACAUCACAGUUCAUAGACCUCGAGUAACAGUUUGAUGUAACAAACACUUAGUAUACCGAUAGGGGUGCUACCUGCACGUAUCUGUUCUAUGUAUCCUCCAACAUGCCACCCCAGGGUGUAUACCAUAUGCAAUAUGAAUAUAUGGUGGUGGUGUCAGACUAUAUACCCUUCUCCUGCUCUCCCCCAUGAUACCCUGCUGAAAUGCUUGAUCUCAAGAACCAUCUGGUUCCCUCAUGACUUGGGCACUUUGUCAAAAGCUCAAUCAAAUGUUAGACUCCUGUAGAAAUGUUGUCUCAGAAAAUUCCUAUUGUUCUUCACCCAUGACAUUUUGGGUAAAGGGAAGGCUUAAUCCUUUGAAUGGUCUGAGAGACACUGAAGUUUUUUUCUGGCCCUUGUUUCUCUGAAUGGGAUGGAGACUCUCAGAUGACUGGAGAAUUAUGUGGGGCCACUGUUCCCUAAUUACAUGCAGGGCAUGAGCAGGUCCAGUCAAGGUUUAGAGCUAAUCUCUUAGGUACAAAUAGAAUUUCCUGAUUAUCCAAGUAAAGACAGACAGACAGCACUGCAGCUUGACUGAAUGAAGGCCUUAACAUGUGGUGGCCAAAGUCCAGUACCUCCAGUGACAGAAACACCCUCUGUUUUCAGAAGCUUUGGGAACAAGCAUUCUGGGGAGUAGGGGACAACUGAUGAAGAAAGGUCCCCUGUCUUGCUCCUUUGUGUUGGGGUCAAACUACCUCCCUGCUCACCUGAAGAUCAGUGGUGACUGUUGCAAAACAAAACUGUGAGGCUAAGGCAACCUGGGGCCUCCUUGUUCCUGGUACUUCUUCCAGAAGUAUAUAAAGUGCUUGUGAAAGAUGGGGGGGGGGUCUCUGGGAACCCAGCCUGGGAGAAAGAAUGUUCUUUUCAUAGUCAAGGCCCUCUUGGAGCAUCAGAGGCAAGGGCUUCCAUCCUUCUAGUGUAUCAGUUUGACCUCUGCCUCCCUCCAGGCACCCAGGACAAAUUGUGUAUGUAUACCUUCCAUUUCAGCCAGCUGACACUUGUGGCAGCACAGGGACAAGGAGAGCAACUGAGCAAAUGAAGAAGAGGGUCCUAGAGAGAGGAAAGAAAGCUAAAAACAUCUACUGUCUUAAGCCACUUCAGGUUGUGUGUGGAGACUCUCUGUUGAGGAAGCCUUUUUUUUAAAAAAAAAAAAGUCCUGACUCCAUGAUCCAGGGCAGAUAGGUCCACUUUUACCUAAGUCUUGCUCUGAAGCAGAGUGUAGAGGUGAUGUAUGUAUCAAGUGAGUAUAAUUUUGCAGGCCCUAUACACCAUCCUGACAGGUGCCACAUACAUGACUCAUCAGAGAGCACCACUGUAGCUGUGAAUGAUGGGAAAUGACCAACAUCGGAAUCAUCCCAGGUACAAAUGACACUUAAACCUCCUUCUCAGUUUCUAACUUCCUUACCUUCCCAAAGCCACAAGUUUUCCACAAAAAAAAAAAAAAAAAAAAAAAAAAA
Arvicanthis niloticus (Nile rat) is the source of this 3683-nucleotide messenger RNA. It is a transcript of the gene Pcyt1b, whose product is annotated as phosphate cytidylyltransferase 1B, choline. Gene Ontology annotation, molecular function: choline-phosphate cytidylyltransferase activity; phosphatidylcholine binding. NCBI's taxonomy places the organism in Eukaryota, Metazoa, Chordata, Mammalia, Rodentia, Muridae. Gene Ontology annotation, biological process: CDP-choline pathway. The record is from RefSeq and is a predicted model, not a curated record.